Messenger RNA from Lactuca saligna, 3158 nucleotides. NCBI's taxonomy places the organism in Eukaryota, Viridiplantae, Streptophyta, Magnoliopsida, Asterales, Asteraceae. The record is from the annotation of a GenBank genome assembly.
AUGGCAAAAAAAAACCCGAACCCGACGGGGAAACCCGAUUCCCGAAUUUUUCGGGUCGGGUCGGGUCAGUACUAUCGGGUUACAGCCGAGACCGAGAGCCGACAUUCCAAAUCGACUGAAAUCAAAUCGCAAGCUACGAGCGAGCAUGCGAUAGACGAUAGUGCGACCAAUGGGCAUUCCGCAUUCGGGCAACGACAGACGAUACGCAACCCACAAAUCGAACGACUUUGUCUUCGAUCGACGCCACACAGUGACGGUGACGCUCACGCACAAGAAACAAUCAUCGGAAAUAUGAAUUCAACUAGUCAAAAUCAUGCUCCAACUGCAAGUAGUCAAGAUGUGGGAGGUUCGGGUUCUAAUCAACAAAAUACCGAUUAUGUGGAUCAACAAGAUGGAACAAAUAUUAAUGAUACAGUUUUUGAUGAAGAUGGAGAUGAAGUUGUUGCAAGAAUGGCACAAAACAUUUACUUGCACAUUAUCAGCGUUGUUUACACAAACCUUUUCCAGAUAUUCGUCAAUCUAUCUUGGUGCAAGAAAAAAAAGAAAUUAGAUGGUACUACAACGCAUGUUUCAAAUUAUACAUUUAAUGCUGAUACUUCUAGGAAGGAUUUGGCUGAAAUGAUUAUUGUGCAUGAGUAUCCGCUUUCAAUUGUAGAGCAUCAUGGAUUUAGGAAGUUUGUGGGAGGUCUUCAACCUUUGUUUAAGGUUACAGCCGAGACCGAGAGCCGACAUUCCAAAUCGACUGAAAUCAAAUCGCAAGCUACGAGCGAGCAUGCGAUAGACGAUAGUGCGACCAACGGGCAUUCCGCAUUCGGGCAACGACAGACGAUACGCAACCCACAAAUCGAACGACUUUGUCUUCGAUCGACGCCACACAGUGACGGUGACGCUCAUGCACAAGAAACAAUCACCGGAAAUAUGAAUUCAACUAGUCAAAAUCAUGCUCCAACUGCAAGUAGUCAAGAUGUGGGAGGUUCGGGUUCUAAUCAACAAAAUACUGAUUCUGUGGAUCAACAAGAUGGAACAAAUAUUAAUGAUACAGUUUUUGAUGAAGAUGAAGAUGAAGUUGUUGGUUCGAAAAGGGCAACACGUUCACCGGCAUGGCAACAUUUUAUAAAAUUUAAAUUGAAUGAUGAAGUUAAAGCAAGAUGUAAACAUUGCUCUAAAGUGUUGGGUGCAGAUAGCAAGAAUGGCACAAAACAUUUACUUGCACAUUAUCAGCGUUGUUUACACAAACCUUUUCCAGAUAUUCGUCAAUCUAUCUUGGUGCAAGAAAAAAAGAAAUUAGAUGGUACUACAACGCAUGUUUCAAAUUAUACAUUUAAUGCUGAUACUUCUAGGAAGGAUUUGGCUGAAAUGAUUAUUGUGCAUGAGUAUCCGCUUUCAAUUGUAGAGCAUCAUGGAUUUAGGAAGUUUGUGGGAGGUCUUCAACCUUUGUUUAAGGUUCCUUGUCGAAACACCAUCAAGGACGACAUCAAAAGAAUUUAUGAUUACGAAAGGGAUAAAACUAUGAGUUUGUUAGCAAAGACCAAAAGCAGAAUUGCAGUUACUACUGAUAUGUGGACAUCUAAUCAUAAAAAAAAAGGAUUUAUGGCAAUGACAGCACAUUUUGUAGAUCAAAACUGGAACUUGCAAAGCAGAAUUAUGAGGUUUAUUUACGUGCCUUGUCCGCAUACAUCUGAUGUUCUUGCCAAUAUACUUUAUGCUACUUUGUGUGAUUGGAAUCUUGAUAGGAAAGUUUCAACUCUUACUGUGGAUAAUUGCACCACAAAUGAUGCAAUUAUCAGGAUAUUAUUAGAGAAACUUCCUCUAAAAUCACUAAUGAUGAAUGGUGAUUUGUUUCAUAUGCGUUGCUGCGCACAUAUUCUCAAUCUUAUUGUCCAAGAUGGCUUAUCUCUCAUUAAAUUUGAGAUUGAGAGAAUCAGAGAGAGUGUUGCAUUUUGGUCUGCAUCACCAAAGAGGGAGCAAAUUUUUGUGACAGCAGCAGAACAGUUGGGAAUACCAUACUCAAAGAAGUUGAUACUUGACUGCAAAAACACAGUGGAACUCUACAUUCUUGAUGUUGAGUGUUGCUAUAAGCUACAAAGAGAAAAGGAUUGGGAGUUGGCUAGUGAGAUUUGUGAAAGAUUACAACUUUUUUAUGAGGUGACUGUUAUGUUCUCUGGUUCAAAGUAUCCUACAGCUAAUGUUUUCUUUCCUUUGAUAUGUGAGAUUGGGUAUUCUUUGCGUGAGUGGACGAAAUCUCCUAUUGAGGAGAUUAAGAUGAUGGCUGACCAAAUGGUUUCUAAGUUCAAUAAGUAUUGGUCUGUAAUUCAUGGGGUAAUGGGAAUGGCAGCGGUUUUAGAUCCACGAUACAAAUUAAAGUUUGUGGAGUUACUUUUUCCUGUGCUUUAUGGAGAAGAAAAGGCAAAGAUUGAAUUUCAAAAUUUGGUGGCGUUUGUCCAAACUUUGUUUCAAGAGUACGUGUCAAGUAAUGCAUCUAAAAAAAGGAAGAGUGAAGGUUUUUAUGGUGGUUCAGUUCCUGGUUCAUCUUCAUUUGGUUCUAGUAUCUCUUCAGGUCAUCGUGUUGGAUUCAAAAAGCUCUUAUCGGAUAUUGCUUCUAUUACUAGAGAUGAUGAUGAAUCAGGAGGUAUGAGUGAGUUGGAUAACUACUUGAAGGAGAAAUUGUUGCCUAAAGAUAUGGAACUUGAUUUGUUGGCAUGGUGGAAAACAAAUGGGAUUAAGUACCCGACACUACAAAGGAUAGCUAAAGAUAUAUUAGCUAUUCCUGUUUCCACUGUUGCCUCGGAAUCAGCUUUCAGCACUAGUGGAAGAUUAGUAAGUCCUCAUCGUAGUCGACUUCAUCCAAAGACAUUGGAGGCUUUAAUGUGUGCUCAAAGUUGGUUGUUGAAUGAAAUUCGAGCAACUUGUUCUGAAGAGACCGAGGCAUAUUGUCGUUCUAUUGAAUUUGAUUAUGAUGUGGAAGAGGAAAACACUAAAGAAAGCGGGACAACAAGUUUGGAUGAUUUUGUUUGAUUUUGAGUUUGUAACUUUGUUUUAAUGUUAAUUGGUAAUAUAUUAUUGUGAUGAAUUAGUUUUUCAUGUUGUAUACUUGGAUGUUUUGGUUGGUUGGUUGAUGUUACAAUAUUAGACUAUUAGUAAUUUCUAUUUGGUUAAAU